CGCUUUUGGCUCUCAUUCACGCGCUUCUCCUCAUUUCCCAGCCAGGUGCUUCGCGGGGCGAGAAUCCUCCGAGAAAAAAAGCCCGCAAACAGAUCGCGGAAACUUCGCUUGCCGCGCUGGAUUUUGUGGCGCGCGUGGCAGUUCUUCUUCUCUCAGCCGAAUAGUGUCGUUUUGAAGAAGAAACAUCUUUCAACUUUACGACAAACACGGAAGAAUUACUGGAUUUUCCCCCAUUGAUGCCGUUUUGCUGCUCCUCCGGCUCUCGAGAAGUGGCAUGAUCCGUGUCUGUCUGCAGGACAGGUGAAUACUGUUUUCUCUUGGUUGGUCGAAGAACUUUUUGUUGUUAUUUUAACAGGGAACCGUAAACAUGUCAAAGCCGGUAGAUCACAUUAAGAGACCCAUGAACGCCUUCAUGGUAUGGUCAAGAGGCCAGAGGAGGAAAAUGGCUCAAGAGAAUCCCAAAAUGCACAAUUCAGAAAUAAGCAAAAGACUUGGCGCCGAGUGGAAGCUGCUCUCUGAAUCCGAGAAGCGACCGUACAUCGACGAGGCCAAGAGGCUGAGGGCUCAGCACAUGAAAGAGCACCCAGACUACAAAUACAGACCCAGACGCAAACCCAAGAACCUUCUCAAGAAGGACAGGUACGUGUUUCCUCUGCCCUACCUGGGCGACACGGAUCACCUGAAAGGACUUCCGGUCUCGGCCACGGACUCACUCUUAGGUUCCUCGGAAAAAGCCCGUGCGUUCCUGCCACCCACAUCAGCCCCUUACUCCUUCCUCGACCCGAGCCAGUUCAGCUCCAGCGCUAUCCAGAAGAUGACAGAGAUGCCCCACACGUUGGCCACCAGCACUUUACCUUACGCAUCAUCUCUGGGAUACCAGAACGGCGCAUUCGGGAGCCUGGGUUGCCCCAGCCAGCACACCCAUACCCACCCGUCGCCCACAAACCCCGGGUACGUGGUGCCGUGUAACUGCACCGCAUGGUCGGCAUCGAGUUUACAGCCGCCUGUUGCCUACAUACUGUUCCCAGGUAUGACCAAGAGUGGGAUUGACCCGUACUCAUCAGCACAUGCCACUGCUAUGUGACUCCAACACUAAAAACAGUCUCCUCUUUUGAAAACUUGAAUACAGCAAUGCAUGUACAUAAGAAGAGAGGAAUGAUCAAGACAUUUAUACUGAGGCCGCGUGGACAUGAACUUUUCACCAUCUACGAGAGGUUCCUUGGAUCCCAGCUCGGAUCUUGGAAUAGAUGUAAGGCAGGUGCCCAGAACUGUAAGAAAUGUAAAUGUUCAAACGUUUAUUAUUAUGGCUACCGGAUUUGGAUGCCUUUAAUUUUAUUUAUUAUGUACAAUUUGAUGCUAUAAUAAUGCUACUUUUGUUUGAACACUUAAUAUAAUUGUUAUUCUCAUCAUAUUAUUAUUAUUAUUAUUAUUUGAAUGACUUUGAUUUGCACAACUAACCGUUAGGAUUCAUGUUUCUUGUACAGCCUGUUGUAUUUACCAUUCUUUUUGGCACUCUGAAAUUCAAAUGAUACGACUUUAAGGAAGUGAGAAAUUCAGCGUUUAAUAGAUUAUACGGGUUAUAUUGUUUAUGAUGAUCAAACCGGCACCUAAAAGUAGACGGUCUAUUUAAAAUAUCAAAUGAAAAAAAAAAAUUCCUUAUCCUUCAAUAUUUUUUAAUUUGGACAUUAUUUUUUUCCUGUGGUUCAGUGCUAGUCACUCGUUCAUUUGAUUUCAGAAAGAACAUAAAGUUUGAAGCGAAGCAGUUCAUGUUGUAUUUUUUA
Labeo rohita (rohu) is the source of this 1781-nucleotide messenger RNA. It is a transcript of the gene sox14, whose product is annotated as SRY-box transcription factor 14. The transcript has a single exon. The record is from RefSeq and is a predicted model, not a curated record. Gene Ontology annotation, molecular function: RNA polymerase II cis-regulatory region sequence-specific DNA binding; DNA-binding transcription factor activity, RNA polymerase II-specific. Bases 368 to 1084 code for a protein of 238 amino acids. Lineage: Eukaryota; Metazoa; Chordata; Actinopteri; Cypriniformes; Cyprinidae. Gene Ontology annotation, biological process: cell differentiation; regulation of DNA-templated transcription; anatomical structure morphogenesis.